AUGGAGUCCCUGCAGGAAUCUAUGCAGGAUCCCAUGCACGAUUGGGAAAAACCUGUGUCAAUAGACGAUGGACAGGAGUUCCGACCGCGGAAAAAACGCCGCAAGUACAUCGCACGAGCUUGUAAUGAGUGCAAGCGUCGCAAAAUCAAAUGCAAUGGCGAGACACCGUGUCAUCGCUGUGGCCGACAGCACAUUGAAUGUGUCUACGUGGAAAACGCACCUCAAGAAAGCCUCGGGGAUCAGGAAAACUUCGAUCGACUAUUUGAUCAAAUGCGGUCCAUGCAGGAUCAGAUCACCUCGCUAUCUGCAGCCGUUCGCUCAGUGACGCAUAGCGACGCAUCCCCUCUCACUGGGUCUCGGCCCAGUGUGAUGGGACCGGCACCGGGGUCGUACGCACCUGUGCCGUCUCAACGAUCCUUGCGACGGGUAUCUGCUGUUCGGGAGACGGCAUUCCAAGGCCCUACUACUUCGGCAUUUAGUUUCGAUCUUGCCAAGUCAAGUCUACAGCAACGGGGAAUCGUCGAGCGUAACGAAGCAGGCGACGGUGGAGAUGUUACUCAGGAACCGUCACCUUUGGCCUCGCCAUCAGCACCGAAUCGUCAACUGGAAGUUCAACAGGCCGUGGACCCUCUUUGGACACUUUCAAAGGAAGAAGCAUUAAGACUUUGCGAGGUCUAUGAAGAGGAAAUGGGCGUAAUGUACCCUGUUCUGGAGUUGUCGGAGCUUUUGGAUCAAGUGAGCCAACUCUAUGGAGGGUUGAUGGAUGGCAACAUGUACCGAGGGACAUCGAUCGAUGGACGGAAAGCCUUAGAUCGGGAGGACGUCUCCAUCCUCCGCUUGGUUUUAGCAUGUGCUUUGACUGCCGAAGCUAGUGGCCAUAGCGAACAAGCCACUGCUCUGUUUGAUAGUGUACGUGAAGUACAAGACAAUUGCGUUUGGGGUCCCCCCAAAAUUAAGAACAUCAUAUUUUUGACACUGGUGUCCAUAUUCUACUUUCAGGAAGAUGAAGAGAUUUUGGCCUGGCGUACUAUCGGAAUCGUCGAGCGUAUGUGUCUAGAGAGAGGCCUUCACCGCCGAGAGACAUUAAGUCAACCGGCCAUUGAGGCUGAGGGAAAAGACCGCGUGCUCCGGCUUUUUUGUCGCAUCGCCGCCAAGGUGUGGAAGUUCAUAUCAGCAUUUAACAAUACGAACGAGAUCAAGAAAGAGGAAAUGAAUUACUUGGAUUGGCAAGUGCUUAGCUGGGCACAGAAUAUUCCGCAUUCGCUACGACUGGAUCAUCCCAGCACCCCAGAAUCGGGACCCGCCGUUGAAGGCCCACGGAGUCUACGACGACUCCGCGCAUUGUUGUAUCUCCGCGCCAACCAACUAAGGAUGCUUAUUCAUCGCCCGGUACUUCACACGGCUGGACAUAUAGUACGAUAUCCCAGCGAGUCGGAGACUGUUGUCAAUAUCGCCAAAGACACCAUUCGUUUUAUCACACGUCUGAAUGAAACAUCAGAUAUCUACCAGUUGCAGCAGGUAACAUUCAAUUGGUUCUUGGUUUCUGCACUUGCUGUCAUAUUCCUUGCUGUUUCGCAAGCCCCAACUCAAUUCAGUGGGUCUUGCAAGGAGGAGUUCUAUUUCGCACUAGAACUGGUCAAGGGAUUUUCAACCCAAUCUUACAUCUCACGAAGGUUGUGGAAGUCCAUCCGCAGUCUUCGCAAGCUUGGACCCCAAUUGGGACUGGGAGGGCAAAGAGCCCGGUCAGAUGAACAUGCUGUUGGCAAGAACCAUGUUUCUGGGAUCCUGGAUUCUGAGAAAUCCCCAGACCCGCUACUCACCUCCAGAAUCAAUAGCCAGACACCCCUAGAUGGAGCGCAAAUGACGCAGGAGCUUAUGGAGUGGUUUGAAGCGGUCGGAAACGUUGAGGAUCAAAUUAUGGGUGUAGGGACUGGACCCAUCCCAGAGGAAGGGCCUUGGCAGCAGAUGCCAAAUGGAGCAUUCAUGUUUGAUUAUGGAGGGGAGCUGUCUAGUGUUAUGCGGGAUUGCUUCUAG
Molecule: messenger RNA, 2034 nt
Organism: Penicillium verhagenii
Lineage: Eukaryota; Fungi; Ascomycota; Eurotiomycetes; Eurotiales; Aspergillaceae
Product: putative C6 transcription factor
Exons: 5
Coding region: 1-2034 (677 amino acids)
Biological process (GO): positive regulation of transcription from RNA polymerase II promoter by galactose
Cellular component (GO): nucleus
Molecular function (GO): zinc ion binding; RNA polymerase II cis-regulatory region sequence-specific DNA binding; DNA-binding transcription factor activity, RNA polymerase II-specific
Source: RefSeq, a predicted model, not a curated record